This is a messenger RNA of Pyrus x bretschneideri (Chinese white pear), 2615 nucleotides long. RefSeq names its product probable inactive receptor kinase At4g23740. Lineage: Eukaryota; Viridiplantae; Streptophyta; Magnoliopsida; Rosales; Rosaceae. Gene Ontology annotation, molecular function: protein kinase activity; ATP binding; protein binding. The record is from RefSeq and is a predicted model, not a curated record. Gene Ontology annotation, biological process: protein phosphorylation.
AACAAAAUAUGCCUAAAAAUGAAAAACAAAUUCUCGAGCACACCAACUGCACCACCAGCGUUAGACAAAAUUAUUCAACCAUUGUUUAACUAAUAAUAUUUAGCGUCUUCUUCGUCGCUUGGUCUUCUCCACAACAGUCCACAUGCAUCUUCCCGUUCGUACUCUAUAAAAUAAAGCAGCGAUCUUUCCACAUUGGCUCUUCCUUUUCUUCUCACCAAUAAACAACGAAUAUCUUAUCCAUGGCUUCCUAACUUCCCUCUGCAUGUGGCCAUGCUCCCCCAAGCAAACCCCACCUCAGUAUCUAUCUCCACCAUAAGCGCCUCGCCACCACCAUCGUUGCACCCCACCCGUUUGCGAAUUUGCACCAGUGAGACCGUCUGUCAAACCCCGGCAAUUAGUCCUGCGUUCCCAAAUGACCCAAUUCUGAAAGUUGGGUUUUGUAGAAGGGAGCAAGGAGGGGGAGAUUUCAAGAGUUGGGUUUGUUUUUGCCAUGUUUGUGGUGUGAUCUGAAGCAAAAAUUGUGAUCAAAGACUUCAGAAGCAGUUUGUGUUUGGAUUGCUUGAGAAGAUGGAGAAAAGAUUAGAGCUUUUGGUCGUUUUGGUUACUGGGGCAAUUUUCUUGCAUGUCACUGCGGACCCAGUUGAUGAUAAGCAAGCCUUGUUUGAUUUCAUUCACAACAUUUCUCACUCAACCUCUAUCAAAUGGAAUGAGAAUUCUUCUGUUUGCAAAACCUGGACCGGCGUGGUCUGUAGCAAAGAUCAGUCCGGAGUUAUAGAGCUUCAUUUGCCUGGAGCUGCCUUACAUGGUCCAAUCCCACCGAGCACUCUUAGCCGCCUUUCGGCGCUUCAGGUUCUAAAUCUCAGUUCGAAUACCUUGACUGGUCCAUUCCCUUCUGAUUUUUCCAAACUCAGAAACUUGUCUUCCCUUUGUCUUCAGUACAACAAUUUCUGGCCAUUGCCUUUAGAUUUUUCGGUUUGGAAGAAUCUUACUGUCAUGAAUCUCUCAAAUAAUGCAUUUAGUGGGAAUAUCCCUUCCUCGAUUUCAAGUUUGACUCACCUCACAGUUCUGAAUCUCGCUAACAAUUCGCUUUCGGGUGAAAUUCCUGACCUCAAUGUUCCUAGUUUGCAGCAGCUUGAUUUGGCUAACAAUAACCUCUCAGGGAAUGUGCCUCAAUCUCUUCAGAGAUUUCCAAGUUGGGCCUUUUCAGGCAACACUCUUGCGUUCCUUCCUCCAGCUCUUCCGGUUCAACCACCUAAUUCUAAACCGAGGAAGAAAGUGAAACUCGGCAAGCAUGCAAUGCUAGGUAUUGUGAUUGGUGGAUGUGUUCUGGGAUUUGUUUUAAUUGCUGUUCUGAUGAUCAUUUGCCGCUUACAACAAAAGGGUGAAAAUGGGAUAGUUGAAAAACCAAAGAAGGAACUCUUUUCAAAGGAAGGGCUUUCUCGGAAGCAUGAUAAGAAUAACAGGAUUUCGUUCUUCGAGGGUUCUAAUCUUGCAUUUGAUCUGGAGGACUUGUUGAGGGCGUCUGCUGACGUUCUUGGCAAGGGAACGUUUGGGACGACAUAUAAGGCAGCUUUAGAAGAUGCAACUACUGUUGUGGUGAAGAGGUUGAAGGAAGUGAGUGUGGGAAAAAAGGAAUUUGAGCAGCAAAUAGAGAUUGUGGGAAGUAUCAGGCAUGAGAAUGUAGCCGCGCUGAGGGCGUAUUACUAUUCAAAAGAUGAGAAGCUUGUUGUUUAUGAUUACUAUGAUCAGGGAAGCGCCUCGUCGCUGUUACAUGCUAAAAGAGGAGAUGGCAGGAUUCCACUUGACUGGGAGACUCGACUGAAAAUAGCAAUCGGUGCAGCAAGAGGCAUCGCUCAUAUCCAUGCGCAGAAUGGUGGGAAACUUGUCCAUGGAAACAUAAAGGCCUCCAACAUCUUCCUCAACUCUCAAGGAUACGGUUGUGUGUGCGAUGCUGGUUUGCCAACACUGAUGGGUCCAAUGCCCCCACCAGCAGCGCGUACUGGAGGAUACCGAGCCCCAGAAGUGAAAGACACCCGUAAGUCUUCCCCUGCAUCUGAUGUCUACAGUUUCGGUGUCCUGCUACUCGAGCUUCUCACCGGAAAAAGCCCCAUACACACAAUAGGUGGCGAAGAAGUUGUUCACUUGGUCCGGUGGGUGAACUCUGUGGUCAGAGAGGAAUGGACAGCAGAAGUGUUUGACGUGGAGCUUUUGAGGUAUCCAAACAUAGAGGAGGAAAUGGUAGAGAUGUUACAAAUAGGAAUGUCUUGUGUGGCAAGAAUGCCUGAGCAACGACCAAAUAUGCCGGAUUUGGUGAAAAGGGUGGAAGAAAUUCGUCAAGUAAACAUCGGAACUCGACCAUCAUCAGGAAUAUCUACUCCAAUCUUAAAUACGCCGACUCCUCCAUCGGAGAUAGCAGGACCUUCCUUUCUACCCCAGUGAGAUUCUUUCUUAGUUCUUAGUUACGAUAUAACUCUGUCAAGUUGAAAUUCAUUCGGAUUUGGAUUGUAGUUUGUAUGACAAUCUCAUAUUUCAUCGAUAAUCAUAUCGGUUAGAGUUAUGAUGUUCGUAAACUUAUUUAAUUGACGAAUUCAAUCAUAACCUGCUCUUUUUGUCAA